Molecule: messenger RNA, 1630 nt
Organism: Mytilinidion resinicola
Lineage: Eukaryota; Fungi; Ascomycota; Dothideomycetes; Mytilinidiales; Mytilinidiaceae
Product: MFS general substrate transporter
Exons: 5
Coding region: 32-1441 (469 amino acids)
Biological process (GO): transmembrane transport
Cellular component (GO): plasma membrane
Molecular function (GO): transmembrane transporter activity
Source: RefSeq, a predicted model, not a curated record
GCCCAACGAGAGCGUCCUAGUGGACGAGAAGAUGACCACUGCGUCUUCCGAGGACCGUGGGACCGGAACCGAGUCCCUGGAAGCACCGCCAAUGGAUCGUAAGACGAUGCUCAAGCUUGAUCUGAGACUCGUCCCAAUAUUGGGCGCCUGUUACACGAUCAUGUUCCUAGACAGGACCAACAUUGCAAACGCACGAAUCGAGGGCCUUGAGAAAGGCUUGAACAUGCCGCUUGUGGGCUACAACACAAGUCUUUGGAUUUUCUACAUCCCCUUUGUCCUGGUCGAAAUUCCUAGCAAUCUGAUCAUGAGUCUCCCGCGCGUCAAGCCGAACUGGUUCCUAGGACUUAACGUGCUUAUUCUCGGCAUUGUUUCCACGUGCCAGGGACUCUCACAUUCGUAUUCUGGGUUCUUGGCGGUUCGAUUCUUCAUGGGAAUCUUCGAAGCCAUCCUUCCUUCAGGAACUGCAUUAUUGCUCGCGUCGUACUACACCAAGAGGGACGCAGCAGUUCGAUUCGGACUUUUCUUCGCAUUUGCUCAGCUUGGGCCUUGCUUCAGCGGACUGCUCGCAUAUGCCCUCGAAAAUAUGGACGGUGUGAACGGCCUUGCCGGAUGGAGGUGGAUCUUCAUCAUAGAGGGCAUAAUGACCAUUAUAAUUGGUUUCCUUGUCGUGCUCAUCGUCCCCAAUUUCCCAGAACGGGCCAAGUUUCUUACCUCCGACGAACGUGCCCGGCUGCACGAGCGACUAGUUGCCGAUAAAGGAGCGGAAAAACUCGAUAUCAAGAACGUUCCUUGGCUAAAGAUAAUCUUUGAUUACAAGAUCUGGAUCCCCACCGUUUUCUUCUUCUGUGCCGACAUGACCGCCGCCUCGAUGUCCUCUUUCAUUCCCACUAUCCUCGUAGAACUCGGCUGGAAAACAUCCAGAGCUCAAGUCAUGACCAUCCCUAUUUGGGUCUCGUGCAUAGUCGUCCAGGUCGGUAUCGCAUGGGUCGCUGGUCGUACAAGGACCCGCUCCCCCUACAUCCUCGGCGCCAUCUGCGUCGUCAUCAUUGGAUGGGUGAUCGAAGAGGUGCACGUUAAAUCCGCCAGCGUCCGAUACAUGUCGCUCUUCUUCCUCGGCACUGGAACCUUCACUCAAAUGACCCUAAUAGUGAGCUGGAUGACUUGCAACCUGCGUGGUAGGGCGAGUACGGCCGUGGGCACUGCAAUGCUGCUCGGCCUCGGAAAUUGCGCUAAUUUUGUUGCGUCGAACGUAUUCAUCACUAAGGAAAGGCCCCUUUACCCUACUGGCUUUCGCACUGGCCUGGCGAUUACGGUUCUCGGGUUCGCGUCUGUGGUGCUCUUUACGGCAAUCUUGGCGUAUCAUAAUAAGAGGCUGGAUGCUAAGAGGACGCAGACUGGGGACUGGGAAGACACUCAGGAGGAAUAUCGGUAUGUCCUCUAGGCGAUGCGGUUUACGAAUGAAGCGAGCGCCACGCUAUAAUGGCACGGUUUGGACGACGUAACGACUCAUGAGAACGAGACUACAUGGUAGGUGCAUGCACAUAGACUGAUAAGAACGAUAUGACCUGGUGGUGUUGAGUAGGGAAGAGACAGAUAAUUCACGUAACUAUAAUGACCCAUUGAAUUCCAU